Messenger RNA from Chiroxiphia lanceolata (lance-tailed manakin), 1581 nucleotides. RefSeq names its product retinol dehydrogenase 8-like. Gene Ontology annotation, cellular component: cytoplasm. The transcript is spliced from 6 exons. Lineage: Eukaryota; Metazoa; Chordata; Aves; Passeriformes; Pipridae. The record is from RefSeq and is a predicted model, not a curated record. Gene Ontology annotation, biological process: estrogen biosynthetic process. The coding region runs from base 24 to 974 and encodes 316 amino acids. Gene Ontology annotation, molecular function: estradiol 17-beta-dehydrogenase [NAD(P)+] activity.
GCUUGAACCACUCAGUGAAAAGAAUGGCAAGAAGAAAUGUCCUCAUUACAGGUUGCUCCUCAGGAAUUGGACUGGCAUUAGCUGUAAAAAUGGCAAAAGAUGAACAGAAAAGAUUUAAAGUUUAUGCCACAAUGCGGAAUCUGUCCAAGAAAGAGCCACUGGAGGAAGCUGCGGGUCACAGGCUGGGCAAAACCCUCGAAAUUAAACAACUUGAUGUCUGUGAUGAACAGUCUAUUAAAGCUUGUGUGAACAGUAUCCCUGACAGAAGGAUUGAUGUCUUAGUGAGCAAUGCUGGAAUGGGGCUCAUUGGACCUAUUGAAUGUCAGACCAUAGAUGAAAUGAAAACUGUGAUGGAUACCAACUUCUUCGGACUGGUUCGACUCCUGAAGGAGAUUUUGCCUGACAUGAAGAGGAGAAAGAGUGGGCAUAUAGUUAUAAUAAGCAGUGUUAUGGGAAUACAAGGUAUUUUAUUUAAUGAUGUUUAUGCUGCAUCUAAGUUUGCUGUGGAAGGAUUCUGUGAAAGUUUAGCUAUUCAAGCACUCAAGUUCAAACUGCAGUUAAGUUUGAUUGAACCAGGCCCAGUGGUUACAGAGUUUGAAAGAAAAGUGUUUGAAGAUGGAAUGAAAAUGGAUCUUUCAGCUGCAGAUGCAGAAACAGCUGAGAUGUUUACUAAUAUUUACCUUAAAAAUUACAAGCAGAUUUUCCAGAGCCUGGGACAAAGUGCUGAAGAUGUUGCAGAGCAUACAGUAAAGAUAAUUCUUUCAGAAAAUCCACCUUUUCGCCAUCAGACCAACACCUUGUAUACUCCAAUGACAACUCUGAAGUAUGCAGAUCCAAAUGGAGAUCUACCCAUUGAUAUAUUCUACAAAAUGGUUUUUCAGCAUGACAAAAUCUUCAGUGCAAGUCUUAACUUUAUCAAAUUGCUGCGGUGGAGAAGUAGAAAGAGCUUUGACCUGGGGAAACCCUCACAAUAAAUAUGAGAUUAUAUAGCGCAAAUUGGGAUUACUUGUAGCUACCGAUGACUCAGUAUGUUGUUAUUCAAAUGGCUUUGCUCUGUAAUUGUGAAAGGCAUUCGAGAUGUUUAUUUGAGCUUAGCCAACAUAUUCAGCUGAAUGUGUAUAUCUUCAGCAUUACAGUUUGCAGAACCUUGCAAUUAAAAUCCUCUAACUACAGUUUUAUUCUAUUUAGUGUUUGCUUUUCACACCGAUAUGUUUUCGUGGGAAUGUGGACGCUGACUGACACUUGUGUAUUCAAUAUUAGCCAGAUCCCUUCACUUAGUAGAGUAUAAUACAUAGUGAGAUGUGUACAGUACGUAAACUAUUUAAAUUCUUAAUAUAAUAAAAAUAUUAUAUCUUUUUACUUAUUAGAAUAGGAUAGAAUCAGUAAUCCUUCAAUCACAGCUGCAUUCUUGUUUUCAGAAGUCGAAUCUAUUUAUCAGCAACAGAAGAGAAAGUCUCAUCAAUCUUAAAGUGUCACAAGUGGAAUAUUUAUUAUUCAUAUCUAUUUAUUAUAAUAUUCUGAAUGCUUCCUUUAUGUGCAAUGGUUACUAGUGUAUUACACUUAGUGAACAAUAAAAUGUUU